GUGGGAACAGCCAAGAAGAGCAGAGGAAAAGGAGAGACAAACACAAUGCGAGCGAGACACGUUAGGUGGGAGGCUGGGCUUUAAAAGCAGACUCAGGAUUGCAAACCUAUGGAACUGGAGAGGGCCGAAAGAGAAAGCGAAGGGCACCGGCUGCUCCACGGCAUAAACGGGCUGAGGCAAAGAAGUCAUCUGCUGCAUUACUCCUGCUGCCAGAGAUCCUCUUCCCUAGCUGAAGGGCUGAUACUAAAGGAUGAAAGGAUUCAUGAUGGAAAUGUGGUAGCAAGGUGUCAAGCAACCUUCCUGGAAUGUGUUUCUUCAGGAAGAAAAGAGAUCACUGCCUUAUUUUAUGGAUGUCACUGAAGUAGACUUUGAAGUUCUUCAGAAGCACAUCACAAACUUGGCAUGGGAAACCACAGCAACAAUCAUACCUGUUUGACAGAUGAUUCCUUUAAAUACAACUUGUAUGGAGCCGUGUACAGCGUGGUCUUCAUCCUUGGUUUGAUUACUAACUGUGCCUCCCUCUUUGUUUUCUGCUUUCGGAUGAAAAUGCGAAGCGAAACAGCCAUUUUCAUGACAAACCUGGCUGUUUCAGAUUUGCUUUUUGUGUUCACUUUGCCUUUUAAAAUUUUUUAUAAUUUCAACAGGCAUUGGCCUUUUGGAGAUAGCCUGUGCAAGAUUUCUGGUACAGCAUUUCUCACUAACAUCUAUGGCAGCAUGCUGUUUCUCACCUGCAUUAGUGUUGACCGUUUCCUUGCUAUCGUCUAUCCAUUCCGAUCUCGCACCAUUAGGACCAGGAAAAAUUCUGCCAUAGUCUGUGCUGGUGUUUGGAUACUGGUCCUCAGUGGUGGAAUUUCAGCUUCAUUGUUCUCCACAACCAACAUUUCCAACACCAGCACAACCUGUUUUGAAGGUUUUUCGAAGCGUAUUUGGAAAACCUAUCUGUCUAAGAUCACUAUAUUUAUUGAAGUGGUAGGAUUCAUAAUUCCUUUGCUACUCAACCUUACAUGCUCUUCUUUAGUUCUCAGGACUCUACGGAAACCUGCCACCUUGUCUCAGAUCGGGACAAACAAAGAGAAAGUAUUGAAAAUGAUCAUUGUGCACGUGGCCAUUUUCGUCGUGUGCUUUGUGCCUUACAAUUCCAUACUCUUCUUGUAUGCUCUUGUGCGGUCCCAAGCGAUAGCAAAUUGCUCCUUGGAGAGGUUUGCGAGGACAAUGUACCCAAUCACAUUGUGCAUUGCAACACUGAACUGCUGCUUUGACCCCUUCAUCUAUUACUUUACAUCAGAAUCCUUCCAGAAGUCUUUCAACAUAAAAACCCAGAUAAAAAUGGAUUCUUUUUUCAAGACUGAGACACCUCUAACAAAGACUGCGCUACCAGCACCACAGGAUGAAAUAAGUGACCAGGCUAUUACGAAUGGAGGAGACCCAACAUCUGAAUCACAUUUCUAGUGAGAUGUUUACACAUGGAGUUAUCCUCCAUUAACUUCUGAUUAACACCAUGUGUGAAAUAGCUGUUUCAGAAUAUGUGGGUUCACACAUGGUGUUAAUGAAGAAAAGUUGCUGGGGGAAUAACUACACAGGUAGACAAACCCUUAUACUGGGAUGGUUCCAUCAGACG
Molecule: messenger RNA, 1618 nt
Organism: Pelecanus crispus (Dalmatian pelican)
Lineage: Eukaryota; Metazoa; Chordata; Aves; Pelecaniformes; Pelecanidae
Gene: LPAR4
Product: lysophosphatidic acid receptor 4
Biological process (GO): positive regulation of Rho protein signal transduction; phospholipase C-activating G protein-coupled receptor signaling pathway
Cellular component (GO): plasma membrane
Molecular function (GO): lysophosphatidic acid receptor activity
Source: RefSeq, a predicted model, not a curated record